AUGGGUGACUCGAAAGCCCCGAAACCAAAGCAAUGGAUCCUGAAUGCGUUCACCAUGAGCACGCCGGGACAUUUAGCUUCAGGCCUAUGGCGGCAUCCGCGCAAUCGUACUACGCAGUACACGGAUAUUGAGUAUUGGACUGACCUCGCGAAAAUACUGGAGAAGGGGAAGUUCCACGGACUGUUCAUCGCAGAUGUACUAGGCCAUUAUGGUGUAUAUAAAGGAGCAGGCAGCAUCGAUCCUGGAUUGCCAGGCGCCGCGCAAUUUCCUAUUUCAGACCCCUUUUUGCCGAUCGCAGCAAUGGCAGCAGUGACAAAGAAGUUAUCGUUUGGUGUUACCGCUUCAACAACCUAUGAGAACCCGUUUCUGCUCGCCAGAAGGUUUGCGACUCUUGAUCAUCUGACGAAGGGUCGUAUAGCAUGGAAUGCGGUGACUAGCCAUCUGGAGAGUGCGGCAAAGAAUGUCGGCCUGGAGACGCAGAUCCCCCACGAUGAGCGAUAUCAAAUGGCGGACGAGUACCUGACAGCGACUUACAAGCUAUGGGAGGGGUCGUGGAGGGAUGACGCGGUUGUCAAGGACGACACGCAGUACACUAUGCCUGGGCGAGUAAGAUACAUAAACCACGAAGGGAAGUACUUCAGGACAGCAGGCCCGCUCACGACCGAGCCAUCCUUACAGCGAACACCCUUCAUCUUCCAGGCUGGAUCAAGCAGUGCCGGGAAGGCCUUCGCAACCAAACACGCCGAGUGUCUGUUUCUAGCGGGAAUGGAUCCGCAAGCUGUUCGUAGAUCAGUAGAAGACAUCCGCAGACUUACUGCAGAACAAGGCCGAGAUCCGAACAGUGUCAAGACUAUUGCAGGUGUAUCCAUCAUCGUCGACGAAACCGACGAGAAAGCCCAGGCGAAGUACGAAGAAUACCUAUCGUACGCCGACCUGGAAGGAUCCCUGACCCUAUUCGGCGGCUGGACAGGAACGGAUCUCUCUCUGAUCAACGACGAUGACGACCUGAAGUUCACGAGACCAGGCGCGAUCCAGAGCCUCGUAUCGACAUGGAGUGCAACGGUCCCUGGUACCGACAAUGUCAAGUGGACUAAAGCACGAGUAGCCCGAGAGCUCGCCAUAGGAGGAGCACACGCCAGAGCCAUCGGAUCGGCCACCACUGUCGCCGAUUUCCUGGAACACUGGGUCGAAGAGUCGGGGAUUGAUGGCUUCAAUCUCUCGUACGCGGUCAAUCCGGGUGACUUCGAGGACAUUGUGAAGUGGUUACUGCCGGAGCUGAGGCGGAGAGGCGUAUUCUGGGAUGACUAUGAGGCGAGCACGACUAGGGAGAAUUACCUUGGGGACGGAAAGGGACCUAGACUAAGAGAUGAUCAUCCGGGGUCGAAGUUCAAAUGGGCAGCUGAAUAA
Molecule: messenger RNA, 1407 nt
Organism: Cucurbitaria berberidis CBS 394.84
Lineage: Eukaryota; Fungi; Ascomycota; Dothideomycetes; Pleosporales; Cucurbitariaceae
Product: alkanesulfonate monooxygenase
Exons: 4
Coding region: 1-1407 (468 amino acids)
Molecular function (GO): monooxygenase activity; oxidoreductase activity, acting on paired donors, with incorporation or reduction of molecular oxygen
Source: RefSeq, a predicted model, not a curated record